CCGUUAUGACAUAUGUCUACGUGACCAACGCCGGGAGAGAUACGCCGCCGCGGACGAUUGCAAUCCGGACUGUCACGACACGCAAACGUGUGACCCGACCCGCGUCGGCGUCUACGUUGUACGAGCGAACGACAAUUCCCCGGCCCCGGUGCCGUGCGAUGGGAUUGCUCGACGAUGAGCGUGGACUCGCAGCCUGGUGAUCCCGAGCAGGCGAAAGUAUGGCAGCGGCGCAGGGCACACCGGAGUCGGACACCGGGAGCUUCGAGUGCUUCCGCAACUACACGGCGCCGGAGGUGUUCGUGCAGGGCCUGGCCGGUAUCGUCGAUCAGCAGGACGUGGAGUCAAUGAUACGCGCGCAGAAGCAGAUGCUGCAGAGAUUCGAAAAGACCAACGAGAUGCUGACAAACUGCAAUCAGUUGUCGGUGAACAGGCUGAAGACGGCCGGCACGGAAUUCAAGAAGCACACCGCUCUCCUGGUCGAGAUGAAGCGGGACCUGGAUUACAUUUUCAAGCGGAUUCGCCUGAUAAAGAGUAAACUGAGCCAGCAGUAUCCGCAGGCGUUCAACGAGGCGGUGAGGAGCAGCCUGGCGGAGGAGGUCAUCGUGGAGGAUGUCGAUUGCCCGGUGAAGCCCCUCGAGCCGGAGGUCGUGCCGCUGCCGUCCGUCCCGGCUCACGGCGCCGCCGAUCAAGAUCCCGAUUCAGAUGUGCCGGUCGAGGAGUUUCAGUUCGCGAAGCUGCGCAAACGGCGAAUAAAGAGUAACGACAGCUCGUCGACGGAGAGCAACAACGAUCAGAUGAGUAACGCCGACACGUCGUCCUGCACGUCCGAUACCGGUUGAAAGAAAAAGCCGGGCACGCAAUAAUGAGAGGGGAGGGGAUGAGAAAACGCUUGUCAUAAUCAUUGGUCCCAAAGUCGUGGGACACUCACACACGCACACCGGCCACGUCGAAUGUUGCUCGGGAGCGUACGGGCUAAUCAAUCGAUCAAUCAGUAAGGCAAUAAAAGGGAAUCGGGUGGCGCGGGGUGUGUCUCGAGGUGGCCGCCGCCGCCGCCGCCGCCGAUACCGCGCACAGCAUAUCUCGAUGUCGUUGUGCGAGCUGCGAGUUUGUGAGUACUGUCAUGUUGAUAAAAAAAAAAAAAAAUAAUAUAAUAAAUAAAUCCUUUGUACAUGGU
This is a messenger RNA of Wasmannia auropunctata (little fire ant), 1174 nucleotides long. Its product is annotated as kxDL motif-containing protein CG10681. Lineage: Eukaryota; Metazoa; Arthropoda; Insecta; Hymenoptera; Formicidae. The transcript has 4 exons. Gene Ontology annotation, cellular component: BORC complex. Gene Ontology annotation, biological process: lysosome localization. Bases 219 to 839 code for a protein of 206 amino acids. The record is from RefSeq and is a predicted model, not a curated record.